Molecule: messenger RNA, 1243 nt
Organism: Ochlerotatus camptorhynchus
Lineage: Eukaryota; Metazoa; Arthropoda; Insecta; Diptera; Culicidae
Gene: fbp
Product: fructose-1,6-bisphosphatase
Exons: 4
Coding region: 189-1199 (336 amino acids)
Biological process (GO): fructose metabolic process; fructose 6-phosphate metabolic process; fructose 1,6-bisphosphate metabolic process
Cellular component (GO): cytosol; cytoplasm
Molecular function (GO): fructose 1,6-bisphosphate 1-phosphatase activity
Source: RefSeq, a predicted model, not a curated record
UGUGGUUCAAACCUGUUACAAAACCUAAAUUCAGUCUUGCUAUAGUCGUCUUGUGGAACAGUCACGCUACCACUGUUAAUUCUCGUGGUGCGCCUACAGCGAAAGAGCAGAUAGAAAGUGAUAUUUUUCUGCAAAGAAGAUCAAGUUCAACGUGGCUUGUAGUGUAGUUUGAAGCACCAAUCCAAAUCAUGACCCAACAAGGACCCGUCUUCGACUCCAACUGCAUGACGCUGACGCGUUUCGUGCUACAGGAGCAGAAGAAGCACACACACGCUACGGGCGAUCUAUCGCAGCUGCUCAACUGCAUCCAGACUGCGAUCAAGGCCAUCAGCUCGGCCGUCCGUAAGGCCGGAAUCGCAAAACUGCAAGGAAUCUCCGGGGAUACUAAUGUUCAGGGUGAGCAGGUCAAGAAGUUGGAUGUCCUGUCCAACGAGAUAUUUAUUAACAUGCUCAAAUCUUCGUAUUCCACGUGCCUGUUGGUAUCGGAGGAGAACGACAACAUUAUCGAGAUUGAGACUGACAGCAGAGGCAAAUACGUGGUUUCGUUUGACCCACUGGAUGGUUCGAGCAAUAUCGACUGCCUCGUUUCCAUUGGUUCUAUUUUUGGAAUCACAAAACAAGUUAACGAGAGCACAGACCCUUCAAUUGCGGAUGCACUCCAGCCUGGCAACAAGCUGGUAGCUGCCGGUUACGCCCUGUAUGGGUCUGCCACCAUGAUUGUGAUCAGUCUAGGCGAAGGCGUUCACGGAUUUAUGUACGAUCCAUCGAUCGGAGAGUUUGUGCUGACGGAUUAUAACAUGCGCAUUCCGGAGCGGGGUAACAUCUACUCCAUCAACGAAGGCUAUGCUUCAACGUGGGAUCCAUCGGUGUUGAACUACGUCCAGGACAAGAAGGAUCCGGCUAAGGGAAAGCCAUAUGGUGCACGUUACGUUGGCAGCAUGGUUGCCGACGUGCACCGAACGAUCAAGUAUGGAGGUAUCUUCAUUUAUCCCGCAACGGCGGCGUCUAAGAACGGAAAGCUCCGUCUGCUGUACGAGUGCAACCCAAUGGCUUACAUUGUUACGAAAGCUGGCGGUAAAGCCAGUGCCGGUAAGGAUAAGGAAAUCUUGGAUGUGGUACCAACUUCGAUCCAUCAGCGUUGUCCCAUCUAUCUCGGUUCCAAAUUGGACGUCGAAGAAGCACUCAGCUACAUCAAGUAAGGGGAUCGUCAUUUUGGAGCCUGUUAAUGUUAAUCUCAAGUGAU